AUGGCGGUUUGGGUGAGGGUUUGUGUCGCAUUAAGUGGUGGUGACAACGAGAUAAAGAAAGAUGGUGAAGAAUGCUGCGGCUUGUUUCUCGAUUUUUGUUAUCAGUUUGAAGGGAUGAGAGGAGAAGUAGAAGAUGUUGUGGAGUUGAUGCAUCGUAUACAAGCACGGUUGCCAGUAAAAGAUGCGGCCCGUACGAGCGUGUUGUCCAAGUCAUGGCUACAUGCUUGGUCUACCAUCCCUACCCUCAGGUUGUAUGCUGGAAGAGGAAAGAGCAUGAAGUUGGUGGAUGUGGACCAGACUCUGAUAAGGUAUCUCCAUGACAACAUACCAAUCGAAAGCUUUGAGCUUAAGAUGGACAUGCGGAACCAGGAGUCGGCUUCUCAUGCUGAAAAAUGGAUAGGAUUCGUGGCAACCAAAACUAGUCUCAAGGAGUUUUCCCUCUCAGUUUACCUAAAAGGUGCCUCCUCUUUUACGUUGCCAGAUGAGUUACUCUUGGGUGAGAAUCUAACUAAGAUAAGAGUUGGAGCUUCAUGGGGGACCGAUAUUUCUGUUAGGAUGACGACUAGCCGUCAUCCUGUGAUCAAGUGUGUGUCCCUACGAGAACUGCACUUGGCUGGUGUGCACAUAAGUGAAGAGGCACUCAAUGACAUGCUGUCGUCCUGUAGCUCGCUUGAGAAGAUAAAGCUUUCAAAUAUAGAUUUUGGUUCCUGCGAGGGGUUCAACACCAUCAAGGUUAUAAACCUUCCUCGUCUUUACGAAUUAAGCAUAACUUUGGAUGCUGCUUUGGAAAUCAGUAAUGUCCCAAAUCUUGCUGUGUUUAGCUACGAUCUACUUCGUUCGGGACAAUUUCCAUUCGAUGCAAACCUCCAUUCAAUGUCGUUAAGCAACGUGACACAGUUAAUGUUAGGUGGUAUGGUUCGGGACAACGUGUGUCUGGACAUGAUCAAGUCAAGAUUUCCUUUUCUCGAGAGUUUGACCCUUGAUAUGAAGUCUUGGAUGUUGGGAAGCUUCCAUUUCACAUGCGCUUCAAUCAAGAUAUUGUCCUUGACGUCACACAAAAAGCUUUUCGACGUACAAGUUUGUGCUCCAAAAUUACUUUUCUUCUCAUUCUCUGGCGACAGCGUAUUGCCUGAUCUCCUGUUUCCAGUCUCGUCUCUCAGGCAAAUCAAACUCUCACUCUCACUCGACCUUCCUCUUGAUGCUUCGUUUUUUCUUAAGCUGAGGGAAGCCCUCAUGUUAUCACGCAAAUGCGACCUUUGUAUAAGUAUAACCAACAACUCUAAUAAUAGUAUGCCAUUGGACAUCGACGAACUAAGAAGAAAGCUCAUGUUUCCUCCUGCUACGAAUGUGCAAGAACUCGAGUUUGAAACGGAUGAAGAUGAAUGCCUGUGGGAACGAUCCCCAUUUUUUGAUGCGUUCUUUGAGAUUUGUCAUCCCAAGCAGAUAUAUGCACGCCCAGACAGGCACUACAGACACAACAAUCACUUUUGCAGGCUCAUGCUCAGGGAGCUCUUGGAGAAGAAAAAGUCCACUGCUAUUUGGCCUCAUCGCCUACAACAUGUUCUAAUAAGACCACUUCCUCAUAAAAAAUGGAGAACCCUAACAAAUUCCCAGAGAACCUUACUACAAGCCUUGACUCCUGUUGACUUCAAACUAAAGUGGCGUUGAUCAUCAUCUCUUGCUUCGGUUAUUUGUUUUACUAUUUAUUGUCUUUAUUUAUCCUGUUUGUUUAACACAUACUUAGGAUGUUAUACUUAAUUUGCAUAAGGAUACAACAACCCACCUUUUUAGUUUUAGCUAAACAUUUUACACCCUAUUCAUACGCCAACCUUCAUGCGUCAUCUUUGCAAAAAUCUC
Lactuca saligna is the source of this 1857-nucleotide messenger RNA. The record is from the annotation of a GenBank genome assembly. Lineage: Eukaryota; Viridiplantae; Streptophyta; Magnoliopsida; Asterales; Asteraceae.